This is a messenger RNA of Lecanosticta acicola, 1617 nucleotides long. The record is from the annotation of a GenBank genome assembly. Lineage: Eukaryota; Fungi; Ascomycota; Dothideomycetes; Mycosphaerellales; Mycosphaerellaceae.
AUGAAUGGACUCUCAGCGUCGCCUAGCUAUGCCGAGCGACUCGAGGCGUUCAGACAGUCCGACGCUGAGCGGGACGCGAUGGUCGCCGCAGUCAUUAAAGAGCUGGAAGAGCUGAAGGUACAGGUUGCUGAGAAGACGGAUGACUUAAGCAACGAGAUCGCCUCAAGGAGAAUGUGGCAAGCGCGUGCCACCCAGAGCGAGCAGGCGCUGGCACAGCAUAAGCAAACAUCGGUAUGAAUUCUCAAUGUCCGAAAUCGUGUUUUAGUACAGUACCGGUGCUGAACCCCUGCAGAACUCCAAUAACUUCGUAUUGGCCGUGAUAGAUGGCGACGGCGCUCCCUUCCAGGACGUAAGUGCCUGGAUUUGCCACUUCGUCCAAGGUCGCAGUCUGACAAGAUGACAGUAUUUAUACAGCAUGGGCAAGGACGGCGGCGCUGAAGCGGCUCAGAAGCUCUAUGUUGGACUCCGAGAACAUCUGCAAUCCAUCUAUCCAGAUGCCAAUGUGUCUGACUGGAAUAUGUGAGUACGGAAACAUCAAUCUCUCGUCUGCAUCCCGAUUGACUUUAGUUCAGAGUCGUACAAGUCGUCUUGAACCUACAAGGACUGGCUACGAAGCUGCAAUCCUGCGGCUUGAUAUCUAAUCCAAACGAAUUGCUCGCAUUUGGUCGGGCUUUCGGCCUUGCCCAACCUCUCUUCAGCUUUGUCGAUGUGGGCGGUGGCAAGGAGAGAGCCGACCAUAAGAUUCGGGAGACUUUACGUCUUUACCUGCCAAUAUCUCAGUGCAAACACGUAUUCUUUGGACCUUGCCACGACAACGGCUACCUCCCGGUCCUCGAGCCUUACCGGCGAGACUCGUCCAUGGCAUCGCGCCUAACUUUAAUCGAGACAAGACCGGCGGAAGGGGGCUUCAUCGAGUUGGGCCUAAGGCGCAUGCGACUCCCGGUCGUCUUCCGGUCUGAGAAUCUUCCAGCCGCCAGGAGCGUAGUCUCGCCAGCUCCCCUCGCUACUCCGGUUAGAACACCAUCGGGCAUCGAACCGACGCCUCUGGUGCCACAAUUUCCGAAGGCUGCCAGUCCAGCUCCUUCCACGGCGUCCACGCACUCUGCAGCCAACUCAGCAUCGUGGGCAGCAAUCGGCAAGAACGGUGGCGCAGGCAAGAAUUUCGACAUCGCCCCAAGGAAGACUCCGGUACGUCGCUUCAUACUCUUGAAUGGCUACGGGGACCGCCUUGACGAGAAGCUUCCCAAGCCGGAUGGAGGUGCAGAAACACGCUUUGCCAAGCGCGUGGAGGCCAAUGGCAAAUACUGUAACAACUAUUACCUUACUGGAAGAUGUGAGGCUGGCGAAUACUGUGACUACAUUCACGGCGAGAAGCUCACUCCCGGAGAGAUGCUGGUGCUGAAACACAAGUCCACCACCCGCAACUGCCCGGAUCGCUCUACGUGUAGGGACUUCGACUGUACCUUUGGCCAUCAUUGCAAGUUCGGCAAUAACUGCUACUUCGAUAGGUGUCAUUUUGAGGGCACUCAUAACAUGGACCUUGAGCCUGCGAGGAAGCUGUAUGAGGAUGGUAGUGAAGAGUGGAUCGGGGGAUAUUUGCAGAAGCAUGGGAAGUAG